Molecule: messenger RNA, 1719 nt
Organism: Lactuca virosa
Lineage: Eukaryota; Viridiplantae; Streptophyta; Magnoliopsida; Asterales; Asteraceae
Source: the annotation of a GenBank genome assembly
AUGUCCCACCAGUUUAAUCCUUUAGCAGCUAAGGCGGCUACUAUUAGUCUUUCAAGUUUUGGAGGAUCAUUUGGUUUUGAUGAGAUGUUUAGAAAGGAUCUUACCAAGAUUCGAGAGGAAGCUGACCUCGCCAAGAAGGAGAAUACUGCACAAUUCACAGACGUCCUGCAAGCUAUCAAUAACUUGGCGAAGACUAUCAAGGGGAAGAUUAUUCAAGAGGAGGCGAUGGACAAGGAAGAACCUGAAUUUCAGCUCGAGUUUGGGUCCUUCAAAAAGGGACCUAAGGACGAUAAGAGCAAGGGUGGGGGUCGACAAAUGGGAGAAUUUCAGAAGCUUAAGGCUCCUAUUUUUGAAGGGGAAGACGUGUUUGGAUGGAUUUAUAAGGUGGAGCGUUUCUUUGAGAUCCAAGACAUUGGCGUACGCGAUCGUUUGAAGGCAGCAGCGAUUUGCUUGGACGGCAAGGCGUUGGCUUGGUUUCGUUGGAGUCAAGCAAGGGACCCGUUCCGCUCUUGGGAGGAAUUAAAAGAACGGCUGUUGGAGCGAUUCCAGUUAACAGGUGAAGGCAAUCUCUAUCAUCAAUUUCUUGCCAUCCGACAAGAGGGAACCGUACGUGACUACGUAAGCAAUUUUGAAAGACUAUCAUGUCAGUUGGGAGACAUACCAGAAAGCGUCUUAGAAGGCACCUUCGUUAAUGGUCUCAAGGAUGACACACGUUCGGCCGUUCGUAUUUUACAGCCAGCAAAUUUGGCCAGAGCCAUGACUCUUGCUGUUAUGAUCGACGAAAACAAGUUCAAUAUCGGCACACCCAAGACUAGUGGUGGGGUAAUUCGGUCCAACAACAACGGGUCUAGUCGAUCAGGUGGAGCUUCUAGCAUUUCGUCUUCAACCAACGUAGGCAGCAAGGGUACCAACCCGACUAGUACUAAUUCGACAGGCCUUACUGGUCAGUUCAAGCGUUUAACAGAAGCCGAAUUUGCUGAGAAAAAAUCCAAGGGCAUAUGCUUUCGUUGUGACGGGAAGUUUUCUCCAGGCCAUUGUUGUCCUGGUAAGACACUUCAGGUGCUGAUCAUCGAUGAACAGGAAGAGGAUAAUGAAGUGGGAGAAGGGUUGGAACACGCACACCUCGAUGAAAUCGAGGUGGUUGCUCAAUUGGGAAUGACAGUUUCGGGAACAGGUGCAGUCUGGGUACGGCUUGGGAACGGUAUGUGGGAAAAAAGUAAUGGUACAUGCAAAGGAGUCGUAUUAAAUUUACCAGAGCUACAAGUCGUUGAAGAAUUCUAUCCCUUAAAUUUAGGGGGAUCAGAUAUUAUUCUUGGGAUUUCUUGGCUUCAGACACUAGGCGACUUGACAGUCAAUUGGCGAGAAUUAUGGAUGAAGUUCUGGGAUGGUAGUCGUCAAAUCACCAUUACAGGUGAUCCGAGCCUAACAAGAACGUUGGUAUCUUGCAAGUCCAUGCUUAAGCUAUGUUACAACGAAGACACGGGAUUCUUAGUUCACAUGAAUUCAGCGGAAAUUUCGUCGCCAAUACCGCUUCCACCGCCCGCCAUUCAGGAGGUUAUUAAGAAAUUCGAAAUGGUUUUUCGCAUGCCAGUCGAUUUACCCCCCCCCCCCCCCAUCGCAGCCAUGAGCACGCCAUCACCCUUCACGAGGGCACCGCUCCAAUUAGUGUCCGACCCUACCGCUAUCCCCACGCACAAAAGGAUGAGAUCGAGAAGCUAG